GGGGGACCCGGCAGUGUGGGUCCGACCGUACCAUUAAGCAGCUGGGCGGGGGUGAGGGAGUUAGAGGGGCGUAGGGCGCCAUUGGGCACCACGCUCCGAGGACAUGAAAAUGGCGGCCUUAGGGUCGCCGGCACGCACUUUACGAGGCCUUCUACGGGAGUUGCGCUACAUGAACGCGGCCACUGGCCGACCCUAUCGCGACACUGCAGCCUAUAGGUACCUCGUGAAGGCUUUCCGUGCGCAUCGGGUUACCAGUGAGAAGUUGUGCAGAGCCCAACAUGAGCUUCAUUUCCAAGCUGCCACCUAUCUCUGCCUCCUACGCAGCAUUCGAGAACAUGUGACCCUUCAUCAGGAAUUUCAUGGCAAGGGUGAGCGCUCAGUGGAGGAGUCUGCUGGCUUGGUGGGUCUCAAGUUGCCCCAGCAACCUGGAGGGAAGGGCUGGGAGCCAUGAGAAUGGAGAGAUUCCUUGGAUGCUGCCUUCAUACAAGAACUUAAUCAUUUCUAUGUAUUUAUCAUUAAAUUUGUUUCUAAGUGUA
This is a messenger RNA of Neofelis nebulosa (Clouded leopard), 536 nucleotides long. RefSeq names its product formation of mitochondrial complex V assembly factor 1 homolog (gene FMC1). The transcript has 2 exons. The record is from RefSeq and is a predicted model, not a curated record. Lineage: Eukaryota; Metazoa; Chordata; Mammalia; Carnivora; Felidae. The coding region runs from base 104 to 451 and encodes 115 amino acids. Gene Ontology annotation, cellular component: mitochondrion.